Linum trigynum is the source of this 6118-nucleotide messenger RNA. The record is from the annotation of a GenBank genome assembly. Lineage: Eukaryota; Viridiplantae; Streptophyta; Magnoliopsida; Malpighiales; Linaceae.
AUUAAUAUAGAAACACAUAUUAUACCUAUAACCCUUUCUUUUUUCGAGUUCAAUAAUCCAAAUAAAGGUGGAAAUUUGGUUAGGUUCCAAGCUGUACCUACAUAUGGCUAAAUAGUAAAUUCUAAAUACCCGAUCUUUUGUCUCUGUCUUCCUCUUAUGCACAACACACGUUCACGACCUAGCUAGAACAAAACUUCCCAAUUUAGAGUUGCUCUUCGUCCGACUCGCAGUUUCUCAGCUUCGCAUACAUCGUCCGUGCUUUCUCCUUGUUGCAGAAUAAACUGCGGGUCAAAGAACCUGCCUGGGGUUUGAUUGAUUUAAGCAUUGAAGCUCGAAGAAAGCAUCUCCGAAGUAUGAGCGACUACGGCAGCGGAGGCAGGCUCGAACGUAACGGUGCGGAUCAUGAAAAGGACGACGAAUUCAGUGGCGGUGGUGACCCUGAGAAUCAUAGCGAUUCCAAAUCCCAGCGUGACCAUGAGAGAGAUUCUGUGAGAAGUAGGGAUAGAGAUAGAGAAAGGGUGCGUGACAAAGGGAGGGAUAGGGACAGGGACAGAGAUCGUGGCAGGGACAGGGAGAGGGAUAAGGAUAAGGAAAGGGAGAAGGAGAGAGAUAUUGAUCGACACCAUAGAGGAGGAGGGCGUGACAGGAAUCGUCAUAGAGAUGGCAAUGACAGGAGAGAAAGAGGCAGAGAUAGAGACGAGGAUGAUAAUCACCGAAGCAGAGACUAUGAUCGGCGAAGAGAAAAUGAUAGAGAGCGUGAAGAUAGGCCCAGGCUUCGUUCGAAGUCUCCUUCAAGGGGUAGAUCAAGACACAGAUCAAAAUCUCGUUCUCGGUCUCGCUCCAGUUCAGGAUCACGCUCUAAGAGCAAAAGGGUGAGCGGCUUUGAUAUGGCUCCUCCUACAUCUGCGAUGGCUGCUGCUGUUGCUGCUGUCAACGCUGCUACUACAGGCCAAAUUCCUGGGUCCGCUCCUUCCAUCCCAGGAAUGUUUCCAAACUUGUUUCCGACACCCAAUGGACAGUUUGGUUCUCUCCCAGUAAUGCCGAUUCAAGCAAUGACUCAGCAGGCUACUAGGCAUGCUCGACGGGUCUAUGUUGGAGGGCUUCCACCAUCGGCUAAUGAACAGACUGUAGCUACCUAUUUCAGUCAGGUCAUGGCGGCCAUUGGAGGAAAUACUGCUGGCCCUGGGGAUGCUGUUGUAAAUGUAUAUAUAAACCACGAAAAGAAGUUUGCAUUCGUGGAGAUGAGAUCUGUUGAGGAGGCCAGUAAUGCCAUGGCUCUAGAUGGAAUUAUAUUUGAGGGUGCACCUGUCAAGGUACGUCGGCCUAGUGAUUAUAACCCAUCCCUGGCUGCAGCUCUUGGUCCUAGCCAACCCAGCGCUAACCUUAACCUUGCUGCGGUGGGAUUAAAUCCCGGCUCUUCAGGUGGGCUUGAAGGUCCAGAUCGCGUAUUUGUGGGUGGGCUUCCCUAUUACUUCACAGAACCACAAAUCAGGGAAUUGUUGGAGUCUUUUGGGGCUCUUAGAGGUUUUGAUCUAGUGAGAGACAGAGAAACAGGAAACUCAAAAGGCUAUGCUUUUUGUGUGUAUCAAGAUGUUGCUGUUACUGAUGUAGCCUGUGCUGCUUUGAAUGGAAUUAAAAUGGGUGAUAAGACUCUCACCGUUAGGCGUGCCAACCAAGGCAGUUCCCAACCUAGACCCGAACAAGAAAGUGUACUGCUACAUGCCCAGCAGCAGAUUGCUAUACAGAGGCUUAUGUUACAACCUCCAGCGACUAAAGUUGUAUGCCUAACUCAAGUAGUUACUGUGGAUGAGCUCAGAGAUGAUGAUGAGUAUGAAGAGAUAAUGGAGGACAUGAGAACAGAAUCCAGUAAAUUUGGUACAUUGGUGAAUGUCGUCAUCCCCCGCCCACAACUGGAUGGUAGUGCUUCCCCUGGUGUUGGAAAGGUGUUCUUGGAGUAUGCAGGUGUUGAUGGUGCAACAAACGCCCGAGCAGGAAUGAACGGGAGGAAAUUCGGCGGCAAUGAGGUGGUGGCUGUGUUUUAUCCAGAGAACAAGUACUACGCAGGAGAGUAUGACGGGUAAUGUCGUGGGAAUAGGAAAGUGCAAGUCUAAUGAAGGUUUUCUGGAUUGUGUAUUUUGGUUAUAGUUUCUUUGUUAGUAGUGCCUCAAGGAGGAUGGUGAUGUGAUCCUUUUAGCUUCUGAAUGAUACUGUUAUUAUAUGUAACUCGAGGAUUACUGAUACGCUCUGCCUAGGCUCUCCCAUCAAACUCCCAACAUUGUAAUGUUUACUUUCGCCCCCUAGAAUGAAUGUCAAAACCCUGUAACUGCAGCAAUGAAGUUGCAAGUCUGCUGCAGAUGUUUGUUUCUCGUCUUUUCCCACACUUGCAACAUUUGCGAUUUGCGCUGUACCAUUCGAUCACCUCUUCCACAAAUUAGGAGUAGGUCAGGGCCCGUUAAGGAUACUGUUAGAAGGAUGUUAUACCGAAGGUCAUCCAACGGUUGAGAUGAAAGGUACACUUCAUUAAUGGUCUACAUCCCUUUAAAGUAUAAAUUAGUGGAAUGAGGGGCCUUGCUGGGGCUUGAGUUCAAGUCCUUAAAUCCCAUUCUUUAAGAAGGAUCUUAAAGUGUUUCUAUUGGCUGGAUGAGUGUUAGGUAGUUAAUAAGGAGUUAUAUGUUAAUAAGGGAGUUUUAGGAAACUCUAAAUAAUUUAAACUUAAUAAUAAUCUAAUUAAAACCAUUAACAUAAUUAAUCAUGUCACCUCCUCAUUUAACCUAAUUCAAUCAAGCCUUCUCUCUCUUCAACCAUUCGACGCCUCAACUUCCCCCGCUGCAGGUCGUCGUUCCAGUCGCCAACUCAUUCGUUGCGGGUUGUUGAUCCGGUCUCCGUCAUGCUGCAGUUCGUCAGUUGGUAGUCCCCCGCGUCGGGUCGUCGGUACGGUCUCUGUCCCGCUACGGGUUGUCGGUUGGUCGUCCAUUCACAUUGGGUCAUCGGUCAGGUCUCAGUCCCUUCUACUGGUUGGAGUUCUUCGCCGAUCGGUGUUUCACCAAUCUCCACCUCCUUACGGCUACUCGUUGCUUUGUUGGACAAGGUAAGUUUAUAACCCUGUUUUGUGUUUGUAAUUAUUAACUAUAAAGUCUUUAUUUUUAAUUUUAUUGGUGAUACUAGUAACCUUGCAAAAUGUCAUUAUGUAUUUGUUUAUUCCGUUGUCAAAUUUUUUAUUGCAUUAUUAUUUUUACUUGUGUAACGUUAUUUGUAAAUUUUUUUGCUUACAUUUGUAAUUUUUUCAAAUACCAUUAUCAAUUUUUUGUCUCGUGUUUUUAAGGUUUUUGUUUGUAACAUUAGCAGUCUUUACUUUUAAUUUAAUUGGUGAUGUACAUAACAUUUCCAAAUGCCAUUAUCAAAAUUUGUUACGUCGUUAUCAAUUUUUUUUAUCGCGCUAUUAAUUUUUACUUGUGUAAGGUUAUUUGUAAUUUUUUUUGCAAACGUUAGUAACUUUGUCGAAUCAUUAUCAAUUUUUGUCAUAUGCUUCUUAGGUAUUAAUUUGUAAUUUUUGGUGAAGUUAGUAACAUUACCAAAUGUCUUUAUUAAAAUUUGUUUAUGUCAUUAUCAAUAUUUUUUUUUACCAAUGCUCAAUGAAUAACGUUUUAUUAUGGGUUAUUAUAGAUCAUUAUCAACGGCUCAGCUCGACGACCACUUGCGACGAUGGCUUUGUGUGACGACGGCUUGAUAGGGUGGGGCUGGUGGAAGGGAGCGGAGGUGAAAGACCGGCGAAGAUGACGAUAGAAAGAGAGGGGUGUAGCGGUUUUGAGGAAAUGGGUUAGGGUUUUAAUUUCCAUUUUCCAUAGGAAAUAGGUUGUGUUUUAUGAUCACUUAGAACGAUAAUGUAAAACGAUAUCAAUCAAUCGUAAAAUUAAUAAUGUCAUUAGAAGUCAUUGUAAGAGAUCGUGAUUUGCUAGUUAUGAGCAUGACGUGGAAAUUUGAAUUGUUAACAAAUAUGUUGAAAAUCAAUGAUAAUAAUUUUUUAAUCAUUAAUAAUGAUGUGGUACAAUGUUAAUAAUUUCAUCAUACACAUUGGCGACGAAAAUGUAAAUAAGUCACAAUUUAUCCAAAUUGUCAACAAUGUAAUUAUAAGCUUAUUGAAAUUGUUAAUAAUAAUAGUUAUAUUAUUAAUUAUAUAUUUCAUAAACAUUAAUAAUACCAGUAAAAAUAUUAAUAAUGCUAUUGCAAGUCGCUAUAGAGAGGGAGAGUAGAUAUUUUUAUUUUAAAAUUUCAUUUUAAAAUAUUAAAUAUUAAUUUCGGAUUUUUAUUAUUUUAUUUUAAUUUGUGUAUUAAUUAGGUACAGAAUUUAAGAGGGGAAGCUGGUUUUCCUUUUUUAAGUAUUGAAUUUAAUGUCAAUGUUUUUUUAUUCUUUUCGUGCCCUUUUGGGUAGUUAAUCAAUCAUUGAUAUUGCUUACCUCUCUCCUUCUCCUAUUGGUUAGAAUAUAUUUAAGAUCCUCCUUAAGAAAUGGGGCUUAAGGACUGGAUCUAACCCGGGCCUGGAUAUCUGAAGACUAGAGGGGUCCGGAUAUUUGACAAGUUUUUAAAAUUAACUACCAUUUCAAGAGAGUGUUGACUUAACCAUUUAAGACUUGAGUUCGGGAAAUACCGUCGCCGCCUUUUCUGUAUUUGCAUUUAACUUUUUUUUAUUAAUAACUCAGUAGCAUCCCCACGCACACACCACAGCGGGCCUCGGUAGGGGGUUAAAUACAAGAUCUGUCAUUUUUCGAAAUGAGCGCUCACUAAAAGUUUCACCACUUGACUAUGUGACCUUUGGUCUUUUCAUCCUACUAUUAAGGUUGGAGGAAGUGUGUUCCAUUUAGGGCUGGAAGUUUGGUACCGGUAUUUUGGAUAUACCAAAUAUCCUACCGAAUUUGUCUAUAUUUUGUAUUACCGAAUACAAGUAUUAUUUUGUGGGAUUGGGAUUGAAUUUCAAUUGUUAUUCGGUAUUAGGGAUUACAUGAUUGGGAUCAGGAUAUACCGAAAUUUAAGCUAGUGCGUAAUUUAUCCUUUGAACUAGACUCUCACAUUCACUACUAGGCGACCCUCAACUACCAAGAGUGUCAUUUAAUUAUACAUAGAUCAUUCCAUCACUAUUUCACACUAGUAUUAGUCGUCUGUCAACCUCAAAUUCGUCAAAUUAAAGAUUACCAAUUACAAGAACUUGAGAUAUUAGCUCUAGGCAACUCAAGACUCUUUGCUUAGUCUUUUUGCCCUAAAUUAAACAAUAAAAUCUAAUUUAUAUAUUUAAUUAUUAAUUACAAAGGUAAUUAAUUUUGUAUUUGAUAAUACCGAUUGGGAUACCAAAAUAUUUAGGGAUUGAGAUCGGGAUUGAUUUUAGCGUGUAAUUCGGUAUUCGGGAUUUCGGUAUUUGGUAUUGGGAUACCGUACCGUAUCGAUUUCCACCGCUAGUUCCAUUGCAAUCAAGUAGGGGUGUGCAACGGUUCGAUCCGGUCCGGACCGGAUCAAACUCAUGAGUCAUGAGAAUCGCAAUUUAUUAGUGAAAGACAUCUUAGGACAAAGGACCGAACCAUCAUUGCAUUCGGUCCAUUUGGUCCGAUCCUGUACGUUCCAAAUAUAAGCUCGGUCCAUCAUUUAUUCAAUAAUUGUCAAAUUCAUUUGGACCAAGCACCAAUCCGAUAUAGUUCGAUCCAAACUUCGAUUUGAUCCGGUCCUAGACCGGACCAUUGCAACCCCUACUAGCAAGUGAUGCCAUUGAGAAAAAUGCACAGCGAAAGGGCAAAUUCUGUUAAGUAAAAAUGGAACGAGCGAAGAGUCGAUCUAAAACCCUAGGAAAAACCCAGCUGCCUUGCCCAAGUUAAAAGUUAAAACACACUUCCACUGACGCCCUCUCCAACCACGGAACACCGAAGAAACCAUGGCCGCCUCUUCCCUCCCCCUCCGCCACCUCCGUCACCUCUCCACCACCGCCGCUGCUGCUGCUGACGCCGCCACAACAGCUGCUGCUGCGGCCGCUGAUUCCUCAAUCUCCAUCUCCAAGGCGAAAUCCAAGCUCCGAUACGAACACGACCCGGACAAAGCCCUGGAAAUCUACUCCUCCGUCUCCGAUCGCUACUCCUCC